AUGUGGAGGAAACUGCUAAAGCUAAGGGAGGUGGCGUAUGAUUUUUUCAGGAUGGAGGUUAAGGACGGGAAAUCAACGCACUUUUGGUUUGAUGACUGGCUUGGAAAGGGGAGAUUGAUUGAUAUCACUGGAGCAGUAGGUACCACUUACCUAGGACUACCUCGUAGAGCCACUGUUAGUGAGGCAAUGAAUCAGACUGGUUGGGCUAUAAGAGGACAGCGCAGUCGUCAUCACCAUGAUCUUUAUGCGGAAGUUGUUGCACAGCCACUCCCUGAUCCUCACCUUGGCAGGGAUGUGGUCUUAUGGAAACAUGGUGAAGAUGAUUAUCGAGACAGUUUCUCAAGUGCUAAGACAUGGGAUCAAAUCAGAUUGCGGAAGGAAACAGUGUGGAGCAAGGUUGUAUGGUUUGCACAAGGGAUUCCUAGAUUCUCGUUCAUUACCUGGUUAGCGGUCAAGAACAGGCUAUCCACUGGUGAUAGGAUGCGUUCUUGGGGAAUGAUUCAAUGUUGCACGCUCUGUGGAGAGAUUAAUGAGACAAGGGACCAUUUGUUCUUUGCUUGCCCAUACUCUUUCACAGUAUGGCACAGCAUGGCAAAUCGUAUUCCUGAAGCUCACACUGACCCUGAUUGGCAGUAA
Messenger RNA from Raphanus sativus (radish), 636 nucleotides. RefSeq lists its product as uncharacterized. The coding region runs from base 1 to 636 and encodes 211 amino acids. The transcript has a single exon. The record is from RefSeq and is a predicted model, not a curated record. NCBI's taxonomy places the organism in Eukaryota, Viridiplantae, Streptophyta, Magnoliopsida, Brassicales, Brassicaceae.